This is a messenger RNA of Octopus sinensis (East Asian common octopus), 2087 nucleotides long. RefSeq names its product decapping and exoribonuclease protein. Bases 263 to 1480 code for a protein of 405 amino acids. Gene Ontology annotation, molecular function: mRNA 5'-diphosphatase activity. Gene Ontology annotation, cellular component: nucleus; cytosol. The record is from RefSeq and is a predicted model, not a curated record. The transcript has 8 exons. NCBI's taxonomy places the organism in Eukaryota, Metazoa, Mollusca, Cephalopoda, Octopoda, Octopodidae. Gene Ontology annotation, biological process: nuclear-transcribed mRNA catabolic process; NAD-cap decapping.
CGACGUGUUUUUCAUACAGAGAGAACUUGGAUCUUGUCUAUGAACUAUAUAUAUAUAUACAUAUAUAUAUUAUCUGUUAUUUGUAUCAAUCAUUAGGCUUUGGCCACGCUGGAGCACCAUAUACACUUUCUCUGUCUCGCACAUAUUUCCGUGUAUUUUAUAGUUUGUUUUGAAGAAAUCUACAGCCACGUUUAUCAGGCUACUUAUAUCUCUGUAUAAUUAAUUGAUUAAUGAAUUAAUUGUUAUUAUUAUUAUUAUCGUGAUGUGUUCGCCGAUAAACAAAUCUCGUCCAUGUGAGACGAACGGGGACCGAACCUCUAGACCUGGGUCCUUUAAUUUAUUACCGCGAACACAAUUCGAUUACAACCCCCCGUAUCUCCGCCAACCUAAAGAAAUCGGUUGUUUUUCACUAGAUUUAGACCGUAAAAUAUCUUGCGACAAAAGUCAGCUACGAUAUUAUAUCGAACCAGAAACACCUGACGAUGUUUGUAUGAAUUUAAGGGAGGGUUACAAAGAUCUCAUACAGAAAGACGAAAGCAAAAAAGACUUGUUAGAUGAUAUUUUAAGAUGGAUCAGUUGUCACCGAAGCCUAUUUUCUCUUUCGAUUCCAUCCUCUAAGUCUUCUGAUUCUGACAAACAACACUGCAGGACAUCUCAAGAGAAACUCAACACUGACUUUAUCAGCUGGAGAGGGUGUCUGACCCGACUGAUGUGUACCCCGUACGAAAACCGUGACGGUUGGCUUCUCGCAGUCACCCGAUUCAACGAUACGUUUUUCCUGUGUGAAUUUAACACCGAAGAGAAGAUAGAACUUGAAGCUAAUUGCACAGAUCGUCAACGUGAAAUGUGUUAUUGGGGUGUGAAAUUUGAACAAUAUCUCACUUCUGCUACAAAAGAAUCAAAGCCAGACACAACAGGCAUUGUUAAUAAUUGUGAAGCUUUCUGCUCUGUGGUCAGAACACGUCUCAAAAGCCAUUCUUUAGUGUUUGCGGGAGAGGUCGACUGUAUCUGUCCACAGCAGAAAGAAUACAUUGAACUGAAGACGUCGAGGGAAAUCUAUAAUAAGUCACAGGAUGACAACUUCAAAAGAUUCAAGCUAAUCAAGUGGUGGGGCCAGAGUUUCCUGAUUGGAGUUCCAACCAUUGUUUGUGGUUUCCGAGAUGACGACGGAAUCGUUCAUCGUUUACAGAAGUACCACAUCAAUAUGCUGCCGAAUUUGGCCAAAGAUUUACCAAACUCAUGGUACCCUAAGGUUUGCAUCAACUUCUUGGAUCAGUUCCUUAAUUUCAUUAAAGAGACUGUUAAAGACAAUGACCACAGAAGUGUCCACUUAUUUAGUCGGGAACCAAAAAAAUACAAUAACAUCCGAUAUCAAUAUCUGGGAAAAGAUUCAGAAUAUAAUUUUAUUCCUGAUUGGUUUGUUGAGGAUUCUGGAAAUAAAGGAAAUCAAACAGAAAAUCUAUUGUUGAAACGCAAGUGACCAAUACAGACAUAGACUUCCCUGUUUACCAUCUCUGGGACCAUGGAACAUCAUGCAACAAGCUUACCUGGAGCACCUGGAUAUAAGGCAUUGCAUUAUAUCAUUUCACAUCUCACAGUUUUGUGUUCAAAUCCCACUUUAGUGAAAUUUUAUUUUUUAUUUUCUAUCUCCUCUUCCUUUAUUCCUCAUAACUCACCCUUUCAUUCACCCUCCUUUCUUCCAGGGUCAGUCAAGUAUUCAGGGUAGCUGGAGUUCUCCAGUCCUGUAAAGUUUUACAUGGGUGUGGCCUUGACCUAGGAGAAGACUACACCCAUGUAAAACCUACAGCUUGCUGGUCACCUCAGCUGUCUUGGCCUGCCGAGUCCUUGUAAUCAGACUACCAAGUUUAUAGAGCUGAAUAAUAUUACACAGACUGGUUUUCGCUUUAAGGGCAAGCAGGACAAAAAACCUGAAGCAUCAAGGGUCAGUCUACAUAGCUACUUCAGGGCACAUUGCUUUUUCUCGUGACCUUCAAGACAUGUUGAAACUGCUAUCACAAUAUAUUAGGGGCUUUCAUACAGUUAACAGACUAAACAACUAAUCUUAUAAAUAAAAUAUAUUUCAAUAA